Oryza brachyantha (malo sina) is the source of this 3619-nucleotide messenger RNA. RefSeq names its product auxilin-related protein 2-like. The transcript has 8 exons. Gene Ontology annotation, molecular function: clathrin binding. The record is from RefSeq and is a predicted model, not a curated record. Gene Ontology annotation, biological process: clathrin coat disassembly; clathrin-dependent endocytosis. Gene Ontology annotation, cellular component: intracellular membrane-bounded organelle; cytoplasm; vesicle. Lineage: Eukaryota; Viridiplantae; Streptophyta; Magnoliopsida; Poales; Poaceae. The coding region runs from base 311 to 3070 and encodes 919 amino acids.
CUUCCCCAUCUCUCUCUCUCUCUCUCCUCCUCCUCGACUCGAUCUCCUGUCCCGUCUCCGGCGACCUCUCCGGCGGCGUCUCCGGCGACCCGGCCACCGCCGGCGCCGCCGCUGGGUGCUCCCCCUCAUUUCCCAGAUCGGCCGCUGGGUCGUCGUAGUCCGCGAUCACCCCAUCCUCCUUCCCCAGAUCCACCUUCUUGCGUACUCGCGCUUCCCUCUUUGUCGCGGUGGGAAGCUCGGUGGAAGCGGGGGCGCUGUGUGAGGGAGGGAGGGAAUCAGAUCCGGCGAUCCGCGUGGUUCUGUGGCCGUGAUGGACGAUUUCCAGGGCCUCCUGGCCCGCGACUUUGGGCUCCGCCCGCAGGGGAAGGCCGCGCCCAUGUCCGCGGCCCGCGCCGCCGCGUCCUCCGGAUCCGCCUGGUCCAGCUCCAGAUCCGCGUCGGCGUCCGCCGCCGCCGCCGCCACCGCCCCGCCCGCGCCCUCGUACGAUGACCUCUUCGGGGCCGCGGCGCCCUCCGCCCCGCCUCCCAAGGGCGCGGGCGCGCCCUCGCCCAACCUCGACGACAUCUUUGACUCCUUCAAGGAGCCCUCCGCCGCCGCGGUGCCACCCAAGCCGAAACACUCGUCCAUGCCGGUGUUUGACAAGCCGGUCUAUGAUGAUGACAUCUUCGAUGGGGUUCCUGGGGUGAAGAGCUCUUCGGCGCGGUUUGACGAUGUGUUCGGAGGCAACCACGCGCCACCCCCUGCAUACGACGAUCUGCUCGGGGGAUUUGGGAGCAAGCCGGAGGUGAAGGAGGUGCAGGAGGAGAAGAGGAAGCCUGAGCUGGCAGCUACAUCGGCUGGGUUUGAUGAUUUGAUCCCAGGGUUUGGCGGGAGGGUCCCGAUGCGCUCCAGGGAGACUGUUGGAACUAAAGAGAAGAAUGUGCCCAUGUCUAAGCCAACAAGCAUGGCAAGUGACCCAUUUGAUGUUCUUGGUACGACUUCAACCUCAAAGCAUACGUCUUCAGGGAUAUUCACGGAUCCCUUGGAUGAACUGGGUAGGCCUGCAAAACCUCAAGGAAAAAAACAUGACAAUACCGCUGACAGUGGCCUAUGUGAGGACUCGAGCACUUUCAAUCAAGUCCCAAAAUCAGAACCUUUGUUUACCUCAGAGUUGAAUGAUGAUCUGAAAGAUAGGAAUGGCUCUACCAAAGACCGAGAUUCAAGUCCUGCACACAAUUUUUCCAGAAAAAAUACAACCCAACAACCUUCUGUGGAAAACUUUGAAAAUAUCUUUCCUAAGUCACAUUCUGCUCGAUAUUCUGAUGUUCAUGUUGACAUUGGUGCCUCUGGUUCAGAGAAAUACAGCGGGAAUGGCCUGGAUGACCAGUCUCCAAGAUCUGAUGAGUCUGAAGAUGAGAUCUGGCUUACAGUUUCUGAGAUUCCCCUCUUCACACAGCCAACUAGUGCCCCACCACCUUCAAGAACACCACCACCACUUGCAGUUAAGCAAAAACCACAUGGAUCACAAGCAAAAAGAAAAGAUGAUGAUUAUCCACGGCGAUCUAACCAGAAUUACAAUCAUCACAGAAGCUCGUCAAAUCAAGCUGGUGUUUCUUCAAUAGAUGAACUGGAAGAUUUUGCCAGGGGCAAGUCUCAAAGGUCUGCCUAUGACAAUGCAGAUCCUUUUAAUGAGGAAGAAUUUGAGCAUAGUUCAUCGGCAGCAGCAUCUGCAGCUGCUAUGAAGGAAGCAAUGGAUAAAGCUGAGGCAAAGUUCAAGCAUGCCAAGGUUGUACGGGAAAGGGAACGUGAUGCAAAACUCAGAAAUAGAGAACAGCAGGAACAAGAUGAUGAAGUAAGGUUCAACACCCAGGAUCAUGAAGAGAGAGAGAGGCAGGAAAGACUAGAACGGGAGAGAGAGAUGAGACAAAGGGAGGAAAAGGAGAGAGAGCAAAGACGAUUUGAAGAGGAGAGGGAACUUGAGAAACAAAGAGAAAGAGAGAGGGCUGCUAGACAAGCUGUUGAAAGGGCUACAAAGGAAGCACGGGAAAGAGCAGCUGCAGAAGCUCGUGCAAAAGCAGAGAGGGAGGCACGCCAGCGUGCAGAGCGGGCUGCUGUUCAAAGAGCUCAGCAGGAAGCACGUGAGAGGGCUGCUGUAGAGGCCAGGGAACGGGCCGAGAGGGCGGCUGCUGAAGCGAAGGAUAGGGCUGCUGCUGAAGCUAAGGAGAAGGCUGCAACUCAAGCCAGGGAUAGGGCUGCAGCAGAAAGAGCUGCGGUGGAGAGAGCUCAGCAAGAAGCAAGGAGAAGAGCUGAAAGAGCAGCAGUAGAGAGGGCUGCUUCUGAGGUUCGGGAACGUCAAGCUGCUGAGGCUCAAGAAAGGCAGGCUGCAGCUGUGGCGGCGGCAGCGGCAAGAGAAAAACAGAGUAAACCAGAUGAUCUUGAAUCCUUCUUUGGUAUGGGUGCUCGAGCCAAUAGUGCACCAAAGCAAAGGGCUCCAACAGUGGACCCUAUGUUUAAUUCUCAAACUCAAAAUAGAGGGGCAGCGACUUCUGCUUCAGCAUCUAUGCGAAAGGCAUCCUCAACAACAAACAUUGCUGAUGACCUAUCUGCAAUAUUUGGAGGAGCUCCCACAUCAUCUGAAGAAUUUCAAGAAAUUGAAGGAGAGACUGAAGAAAGAAGACGUGCUAGGUUUGACCGGCAUCAAAGGACCCGCGAACGAGCGGCAAAAGCCCUGGCUGAAAAGAAUGAACGGGAUAUGCAGGUUCAGAGGGAGCAGGCAGAAAGACAUAGAAUUUCAGAAACAAUGGACUUUGAGAUUAAGCGAUGGGCUGCUGGAAAAGAAGGCAAUUUACGUGCAUUGCUAUCAACUCUGCAAUAUGUACUUUGGCCAGAAUGUGGAUGGCAACCUGUAUCCCUUACUGACUUGAUUACUGCUGCUGCGGUUAAAAAAGUGUACAGAAAAGCAACAUUGUGCAUACAUCCUGACAAGGUGCAGCAAAAGGGGGCAAAUCUACAGCAGAAAUAUAUUGCUGAGAAGGUGUUCGAUCUCCUUAAGGAGGCAUGGAACAAAUUCAAUUCUGAAGAACUCUUCUAAACGGCCUUUGCAAAUGAACGUACCCGCUCACCCAAUCCUCACCUGCAUGAGGCAGUCUAGGUGGAGCGCCACCUCAGAACAAUCGAAAGCUGGAGCAGUCGGUCGGGGGACCCAUGAAACGAUGAAGCAAAAGUUCGACCAUAAUUACAAUUGUAUUGUUAUUACCAAUAUUGUUUGUUUCACUAUACACCCUCAUCUUCCUUCUCCCUUCUGUAUGUGUUGAUUCAAAUGACAAUUUCACAGCUACAUGUGGUGGCCCUGCGACGGACCCGCAUCCAGUAGGUGUAUAGUAGCUCUCUUUUUGCUCUGUUAUCCAGGGUCGUGAAGCAGCGGAUUGGGGUGGCCAGUGUUGUGGUUUUUGGAUUAGGCACAGGGUUUAUUUACCAUGGAGAGAUCUAGUUACAUGGGUCAUGAAUGCUGCCUGUUUGAUGCCAUGGGCACUUUCUUAAGUUCAAUUAUCUUGUUUAUAGUGAACUUCUGGAACACAAUGGGGAUGUCCUCUGAUUCCUGUGUGAUUUUGUAUAAAGUUGAUCUGGAAUUUUGAUUUCC